This is a messenger RNA of Aspergillus clavatus NRRL 1, 948 nucleotides long. RefSeq lists its product as uncharacterized. The record is from RefSeq and is a predicted model, not a curated record. NCBI's taxonomy places the organism in Eukaryota, Fungi, Ascomycota, Eurotiomycetes, Eurotiales, Aspergillaceae. Bases 1 to 948 code for a protein of 315 amino acids. The transcript is spliced from 3 exons.
AUGUCCAAGGUUACAAUAUCCGAGGACAAUCCUUUCCAGGUUCUGAUCAAUGAGACGAACAAUGAUGCAGCUCAAUUGCAGUCCCGCUAUGAGAAGCAUCGGGUAGAUCGAAAUGCGCAGCAAGCUGCGAAGAUCCUGGCCCCCGAUUUCGCCGGCUGGAAUCUGGACGAGAUUCUAGCGCGCAUGGAAAGCCCUGCAAAGGAGGAGGGAUUUGUGGAUCCUCGCAACUGCCUGGUGAUUUGGGCCCGGCCGCCGUCUCCAAUUCGGGAUCUUAUAAAGUUUGUGCAAAGCGAACUCAAAAGCGUUGCUCCGACCCUCUGGUUCAUGCCGUCCGAGAACCUGCAUACGACAGUAUUAGAAAUCGCCCAUUCUCUGACCGAAGAGCAGAUUGAGAGUCUGGUGCAUACUCUGCAGUUAUCACAGGAUGUAUGCGCAUCAGAAAUUGCAGACUACACGGUUGCUCAUCAAACGCGCCUUAUCAAGCCCAUGGUGGCCUUUGAUUCUACCGCUAUGGCAUUGACCUUCGUCCCAGCCGCUGGUCCCGACGGCCCCGACACCCAAUCGAGUGACAAAGACGAGACCUACAGUUAUCACCAUCUACGUCGUGAUAUAUCUGAAAUGGUUCGGAUGGCGGGUAUAUCGGUUGCGUCUCGAUAUAUCGCUCCUUCAGCCCAUCUCACCAUUGCUCGGUUUGUCACUCAAGACGGCUUUGUCGAACCAGGAGAUGCAGUGGGAGACAAACAUGUCGACCCUUCCAAGGUCAAAGAACUGGUUGACAAAAUCUAUGCAAUUAACCAGAAAUUGCAGGACGAAUUUUGGCCGAGUACGAAUGGAACGAUCAAGGCUGGCGGGGAGUGGCUAGUUGGUCAAGAAACGGGCUUGGUCAUUCGCAAAGGUCGUCUCUGGUAUGGCGGUGGUGUGGACGUACAGGUUGGGAGGGGAUAUUAA